Cyphellophora attinorum is the source of this 1641-nucleotide messenger RNA. RefSeq names its product L-2,4-diaminobutyrate decarboxylase. Gene Ontology annotation, biological process: carboxylic acid metabolic process. The coding region runs from base 1 to 1641 and encodes 546 amino acids. The record is from RefSeq and is a predicted model, not a curated record. NCBI's taxonomy places the organism in Eukaryota, Fungi, Ascomycota, Eurotiomycetes, Chaetothyriales, Cyphellophoraceae. Gene Ontology annotation, molecular function: carbon-carbon lyase activity; pyridoxal phosphate binding. The transcript is spliced from 2 exons.
AUGGAGGCUCCAACAUCCUUGACCCAGCUGCUCAUGCUCUUGCACAACCUCGUCAGAACACAGAAGAAUCUCCCACAAGAACUAGCUCCGGGGGUCGCAGGCUCAAACAGUCCACUUCCACAGCACGACAUUCCCGGCCUGCCAAUAGCUUCCAGCAGUCUAUCCGAACAGCCACUGGCUCUGAAGUCCGCCCUGUCGCCUAACUAUUAUGGCUUUGUCACCGGAGGCUCCACGCCUGCUGCUCUGCUCGCAGACUGGCUUGUAUCGCUGUACGACCAGAAUGUCCAAGUCCAUCUACCACGAGAGACGAUCUCAACCACAGUGGAAGUUGCUGCCCUGAACCAGCUUGUCGACCUCUUUCGUCUUCCGCGCGAAACAUGGGGAGUUGGAAGCAGUAGCUCGCAUGGAGGAGGAACGUUCACUACAGGCGCUACGGCAAGUAACAUACUGGGGCUGGCGCUUGGGAGAGAGUGGGUGAUUCAACAGCACGCCAAUGACAUCAAUGUCAGUGUUGGGAAUCUAGGUUUGAUUGAUGCGAUGCGCUACGCGGGCCUCUACUCGCUGAGAGUCCUCACCACUUUACCACACAGCAGCAUUGCCAAAGCAGCCAGUGUAGUGGGUAUCGGACGGUGCCAAGUCACAAGCGUGAUCAAGGAGGGCACUGAUCUGGACAUCGACCUGGAUGCUGUGGAGAGAUAUGCCAGUGAGCCAGGCACGGGGUGCAUCCUUGUGAUCAGUGCGGGCGAGGUCAACACUGGAAGAUUUGCUACUUUGGGCAGUCAAGAAGGAGGUAACCAGCCGCCAGUGUGGCAGCAACUAGGGGAGAUCUGCGAUCGAUACAAUGUGUGGGUGCAUGUAGAUGGAGCUUUCGGCCUCUUUGGGAGGGCUCUGUUGCCAGAUCCUUCAUCGGCUCGGCAAAAUGGUGACGGAAACGCCGGCGCCGACACAGACUAUAGCCACAUCCUCAACGGCGUCACCGGCCUCGAACACCUAGCCGACAGCGUCACCGGCGACGCACACAAACUCCUCAACGUCCCCUACGACUGCGGCUUCUUCUUUACCCGCCACAAAGAUCUCAGCGAGCAGGUAUUUGUUAACGGUGGUGCGGCGUACCUUGCUGCUCCUGCUUCUGCUCCUGCUGCUGAGUCUCUGGAUGUGUCGGAAGAAGAAGGAGGACGAGGAGGAGGAGCAGAGGGAGGGUUCAGGGUAGGAGACGCGAUUCAGAGUCCAUUGAACAUCGGGCUGGAGAACUCCCGUCGGUUUCGAGCUCUGCCUGUGCAUGCUACCUUGAUAGCGUAUGGGAGAGAGGGGUAUGUGGGUAUGCUGCGUCGACAGAUCGGGCUUGCUCGCCACAUAGUUCGCUUUCUAUGGAAUCACCCAGACUACGACGUCCUGCCCCAGGAUGCCAAAAUGGAAGACGAAGCGGUAAUGCGGACGUUCAUCAUCGUGCUGUUCCGUGCGAAGGACGAGAAGGUGAACGAGGUUCUGGUGGAGAGGAUCAAUGCGAGUGGGAAGAUAUAUGUUAGUGGGACGCGGUGGAAGGGGGAGAAGGCGGCGAGGAUUGCGGUCAGUAGUUGGAUGGCUGAUGUUGAGCAGGAUGGGAAGCUGGUGGAGGGGGUGCUCGGAGAGGUUGUGAAGUGA